Parnassius apollo (apollo) is the source of this 417-nucleotide messenger RNA. Lineage: Eukaryota; Metazoa; Arthropoda; Insecta; Lepidoptera; Papilionidae. The record is from the annotation of a GenBank genome assembly.
AUGCAGUGGCUUGCUGAUACCAACCAGCUUGGUGAGUUUUAUGCUGAGGUGCGACAUCUACUCGGAACGUUCUCUAUGGCGAAAAUUCCACUGAAUUCUACUAGUGGUGAAGCGCUAUUUAAAAGCAGGGAGGAAAUACUCGAGCGAUGGGCAGAGCAUUUCAACACCCUCCUUAACGUGGAUCAUUUUGUUUACAUAGACCAUGUGCGCUGCCUACCUCAACAAUAUUUCGCCCUCGAGCACUAUGAUCCAGUCUCGCCUGAUGAAAUUGCCCUUGCCAUUAAACAACAGCAAAAUAAACACGCGGUUGGUGUUGAUUCUGUACCGGGUAAAUUAUCAAAAAAGCGCGCUGAAAAAACACGAAAACAAAAAAAUCAAAAAAAUUUUUUUUUUGUGCUGCGGAAAAUUGACCCCUGA